CAGUCUGACGCGCGUUCAACUUGGGAAAGGUCGUAACUCGUUCGAUAACAUUAAUUUCCACUGAAAGCCACCGGAAUCCAUCAAAAACCAGCUUCAAAAAUACCUACCGUUGUCUUAUAAAUCCUGUGGCAUUGUAUCCAAAACAGCGAGAAUGUGAAGAGUGAAUCCAAUCACCAAAGAAUCACGGAAGGUGUUCGAAAAGGAGCGAGAAAUGACAGUAACGGUACGGGAGCCAGACAAAGAUGAGGAAUGAGGUGUUGGCGGUUGCCGCUGUUGAUCCUCUUCCUGCAUCCCAUUGUCGUGCACCCCCUCUCCUUCACCACCACACCACCCUCUGACGAGUUCACGUUCGAGCGACACCUGUCGCAGUGUGCGUGCGACUUUGCGUCGAGUGCCGCGAGGCAACAGGAAGUGUCGCCGGGUGACUCAUUCGAACGCGACAAGCAGUCGUCGGAGCGCAUCUACCGCGGCAAGCGUGUAGACGCCGGUCGCGUCACCAUCCUCGGCCUCUUUGAGUUGACCGACGCGUCGGGACGCCGACCUGAGGGGCGCAGCGAGUUGCAGGCUGCCAACCUGGCUGUGCAGCAUGUCAACCAGCGUCGCGUGCUCGGCAACCUCACUCUUGGAAUCAUCACCAAUGACACCAAGUGCGAUCCAGGAAUUGGAGUGGACCGCUACUUCCAUGCGUUGUACACAAGACCCUGGAAAAGGAUGCCGAUUCUGCUGGGUUCAGCAUGCUCAGAGGUGACAGAGAGUUUGGCGAAAGUUGUUCCUUACUGGAAUAUGGUGCAGGUGUCUUUUGGUUCGAUGUCACCAGCAUUGAGCGACCGCGAAGAAUACCCCCUGUUCUUCAGGACAGCAGCUCCUGACUCCAGCCACAACCCGGCACGCAUCGCCUUUGUCAGACGCUUCGGCUGGCACACUCUCACUGCGCUCAGCCAGAACGAGGACGAAUACUCACUGGCUAUCAACGACCUUGUGACAGAGCUGGAGAGGGCCAACAUCACCUGUCAAGCCACAAUAACGUUUUCUGAGUCCGAUUACAUGGAUCAACUCAAAUUGCUGAAGGAUUUGGAUACUAGGAUAAUCAUUGGCAGUUUUUCUUCCAAAGUUGCUCCAAAAAUAUUCUGUGAGGCUUACCACCUUGGCAUGUACGGCGCUGAUUACGUGUGGAUCAUCCAGGGCCAGGGAGGAGGCCUUGAUGAGAGCGAGCCCUGGUGGAAGAGCGACGCCUCGCAUCGCAGGGCGUCUUCGUCUUGCAGCCACAAUCAGCUGCUUGACGCAGUUGAGGGCCUCAUAUUGGUGUCGAGCCACUACACUGCGGUCGAUGGUAAUCCCACCAUCUCUGGAAUGAGUAAUGAUGAGUUUUUGAAAUCAUUGUCUCGUCCACUCAGUCAAUUUGCUCAUCAAACGUAUGAUGCUGUGUGGGCCAUCGCUCUGGCACUGAGAGGUGCAGGACAUCAUCUCGCUAGCUAUGAUUACUCCAGGGCAGAUAUGGCUCGGUGCUUUGCCUGUAGACUUGAAAGGCUUCAAUUCCUUGGAGCUUCAGGUCCAGUCAAAUUUGACGGUGCGGAUCGUAUUGGAAUCACAGCCUUCUAUCAAGUUCAAGGUGGCAAGGCGAGAACUCUAGCAUUGUACGAUUCGUCCACAGACCACUUGAACUUCGAGUGUCCGACUUGCGUGGCGGUGAAGUGGCCGAGCGGUCAAGUGCCCAUUGCUCAGCGCGUUUUUAAACUGCGCAUUGUCACAAUCCACCAUGCUGCGUUCUUCAUCAUAUCAUGUCUGGCUUCGGUCGGAAUCACAUUGGCCAUUGUCUUCCUUGCUUUUAAUCUCCAUUUUCGGAGGCUCAAGUAUAUCAAACUAUCUAGUCCAAAACUGAACAACAUGGCCGUGGUUGGAUGUAUAUUGGUUUAUGCGGCCGUAAUACUGUUAGGUCUUGACCACGCUACACUUCCUUCCAAAUCGGCUUUCCCAACAGUUUGCACGGCAAGAGUUUAUCUCCUCUCGGCCGGAUUCUCUCUUGCGUUUGGUUCAAUGUUCACAAAAACAUACCGAGUGCAUCGUAUUUUCACAAGAAGUUCAAGUGGAGUUGUCAAGAAUAAGCUGUUACAGGACACACAAUUGAUAUCACUGAUAUGUGUUUUACUUUUAAUUGACGGCCUAGUGGUGACACUAUGGGUUGUAUUCGAUCCCAUGGAGAGGCACCUUAGAAAUUUAUCGCUGGAAAUUAGUGCGACAGACCGCAGUGUUGUUUACCAGCCCCAGGUUGAGGUUUGUGGUUCGCAGUUUACUCACACUUGGUUGGGUGCGCUGUAUGCUUACAAAGGAUUAUUGUUGAUUGUAGGUGUGUACAUGGCUUGGGAAACAAGACAUGUGAAAAUUCCGGCGCUAAAUGACUCGCAGUACAUUGGCAUGAGUGUGUACAGUGUGGUGAUAACAAGCGCCCUGGUCGUGAUGUUGGCCAAUAUAAUUUCGGAGCGCGCCACCCUUGCAUUUCUCACCAUCACAGCUCUGAUUCUGAUCUCGACCACUUCAUCACUGUGUCUGCUGUUUGUGCCAAAGAUCUACUACACUGUGUUCUCACGCACCGACAUGCUCACUGCAGACCCUGUCAUGCAGAGUAUGGGCCUCAAAAUUGAAUUCAACACCAGGCGGUUCAUGAUUGAUGACCGGAGAGAAGUGUAUUAUAGAGUAGAAGUACAAAAUAGAGUGUACAGGAGAGAGGUAAUGUCGCUUGAAACUGAAAUAUCAAGGUUAGAGAGACAACUUCAGGCGUCACCAUCGAGUUCCAUGUCUUCUUGUAAGAUUGAAAUCACUGGCGUGGAUGAAGGUGGAAUGCGAGUGCCAUUCUCACGGGGCAAGUCGCCGAGUGUGGGCGGAGGCCUUCCACUGCUGCUGCUGUCAGUGCUGCCCCCAGUCAUCCCUCGCGCCAGCUGGCCCUCGUCCGAGCACUGCGCCCAGCCCAUGCGGCGAGGAGUCACCUUCAGCUCGGAGCCCAAGCUCGACGAGAACUGCAUCAGCACCAAGCCUCACACUGACGAAGAGGACGAGUACUACCGCGAAAGAGGCUCCAUAUCGUUCAACGAACCCACAACCAAGCUGAAUGUGUUCAGUAAGUUGAGGAGUAUGCUGGUGUCCAAGCCCACCAGGAAGCAAUCAACAGGAAUAGCAGCCGCUUUGAAAAUGCACAUGGGCUAUUUUUCUGGUUUAGUUCCUGCUAACAAGAGUGGAUCAGAUAGUUUGGAAUCGUCUUGCAAUAAUAGCAAACUGGGCAUCAGCAGGGACCAGAGAUGGUGCAAUGAAAGCUUAUCGGGUAACGAGUCAGAUUCCCGGAGCUUCCGUAAGUUCUCAUUGGCAGCCCUAUGCAAAUCUCCCCAAGACGGACGGUCUGACAGUGAUCGAUCGGAUGAUGUCGAUGGAGAGGAUUCGGAAGAGGAGACGUUUACAAAAGACAAGGGAAAAUGUCAGGCUCGGUCAGUGCCAUCCCUAUCUCAACGGGUGUCGUUUUCCAUUCAGCAUCAACACUCUCAACCUGUUUUGAACUUGAGAGAGAGAGCACGUGGCUCUCCAAGGUUCCCGCAUCGGAUCGUUCCCACCAGUAGCUUGAGUGCGUUGAGCGACCGCAGAAAAAGUACACCUGCCAACGAAUCUACUACUGAAUUCUCACAGCGCAGACGCAGUCACUUCAUCACUCCCUCGAAACACGAUGUUGUCACCGUCAGCGUCAAAGUGUCGCCUUCUGCCGAGAAAUGUAGAUCUCUGGAAGACGCAAGCAGCAAUCUGAUGACAGUACCAUGUGAGAAUAAUCGUGCCAAAAGUUUGAAUCUUGACUAUUGUGACCCAGCUUGGCCCACUGUUCAGAUCGAAAACCAGUCAAACGCAUCUAACCACCAGCAAAUCAAUGAUGUAAAAGCGCAUUCACAUACAAAUAAUGACGAAAUUGUUGUCUGUGAAGACCUAGAUGAUGAUGUCUCUGAGGAAGAUGUUUGAAGCAAUUCAUUUGAAUCUCUAUCAGGAUAUCUUGAAAUUAAACCCACCUACAUAAUUGUGAAAAAUCGAUCUCUCACAAGCUGAGCUGAUGACUGGGCAUCAAAUUGUGUUCAAGAAACUCGGUAACCCUCUCAUUGCUAAUGCAUUCAUGUUUAGUCGUAGUAUCCAAUAAAAAUUACAGCAGAGAGCUCUGUUAUACAAUAGCCUAGUAUUCGAUUUCAACUGGGAUUAUCCAAGGUAUUAUGAAUUCUUCCCUCAAGAUGAUUAAUAUUGCAUCAUGUCAAUUCAAAAUGAGUACAACUUGGAUGAUAGCGAAAAAUUUAGAAAUCGAAUUAGUUUUUGUGACUUCAUCUUCUUAAUCAGUUUUAAUUUGAACGCAGUGCUAUCUCAUUCAAAGUGGGAAAUAAAUUAUCCUCCUCAAGAUAAGUACACGAAAAGUCCUGAUUUGAAAAAACUAAAAACUCACAACCAAUGAUAUCUCAUAUAAGAUUAAGAAUAAACUGUAUACUUCAACAGAAAUUCUCAUGUACUUCACCAGUUUCUCCAACUCCAGAUAUGUCUAUCCUUACAUCGGCAGUAACUAUCAUUCUUUGAAAAUAUUUUGAUUUAUUGAUUAUCCUUAUUUAUUUCUUAUCUGAUAAGAGAAAAAAUAUAAUAAUACAUGCAGUUUUUC
Messenger RNA from Nilaparvata lugens (brown planthopper), 4663 nucleotides. It is a transcript of the gene GABA-B-R3, whose product is annotated as gamma-aminobutyric acid type B receptor subunit 2. Gene Ontology annotation, cellular component: G protein-coupled receptor heterodimeric complex; membrane. Bases 250 to 3990 code for a protein of 1246 amino acids. The record is from RefSeq and is a predicted model, not a curated record. Gene Ontology annotation, molecular function: G protein-coupled GABA receptor activity. Gene Ontology annotation, biological process: gamma-aminobutyric acid signaling pathway; G protein-coupled receptor signaling pathway. NCBI's taxonomy places the organism in Eukaryota, Metazoa, Arthropoda, Insecta, Hemiptera, Delphacidae. The transcript has 18 exons.